Messenger RNA from Morone saxatilis (striped sea-bass), 1828 nucleotides. It is a transcript of the gene irx1a, whose product is annotated as iroquois homeobox 1a. Bases 328 to 1371 code for a protein of 347 amino acids. Gene Ontology annotation, molecular function: RNA polymerase II cis-regulatory region sequence-specific DNA binding; DNA-binding transcription factor activity, RNA polymerase II-specific. The record is from RefSeq and is a predicted model, not a curated record. Lineage: Eukaryota; Metazoa; Chordata; Actinopteri; Moronidae. Gene Ontology annotation, cellular component: nucleus. Gene Ontology annotation, biological process: regulation of transcription by RNA polymerase II; cell development; neuron differentiation. The transcript is spliced from 4 exons.
UUGCUAAUGGAAGGUCUCUGCCUUUUUGAGUGAGUGUUUGUGCAGGUGCAGGUGCCGCAGGCCUGUGGCAUGUUGCAUUUUGCAAGUUGAGAAGCUUAUUUGUGGAAAGCUCAGAGUCAGGGAUCCCAGUAUGAGCUGAAGGAUAGUCCUGGUGUCCAUCCUGCCAGCUUCGCAGCACACACAUCUCCGGCCUUCUAUCCAUACGGCCAGUUCCAGUACGGGGACCCUGCCAGGCCCAAGAACGCCACCCGGGAGAGCACCAGCACCCUGAAAGCCUGGCUCAAUGAGCACAGGAAGAACCCGUAUCCGACCAAGGGGGAGAAGAUCAUGCUGGCCAUCAUCACCAAGAUGACGCUGACGCAGGUCUCCACCUGGUUCGCCAACGCCAGGAGGAGGCUCAAGAAGGAGAACAAGGUGACCUGGGGAAGCAGGAGCAAAGAGGACGGCGAGGACGGUAACUUGUUCGGCAGUGGAGACGAGGCCGAGAAAAACGAAGACGAGGAGGAGAUUGAUUUGGAGAGCAUAGACAUAGACAAAAUCGACGACAACGACGGGGAUCAAAGCAACGAGGACGAUGACGAUAAAUCAACGGAGGGGAGCAGGGACCACAGGGGCGGUGUCGGUGCAGGUGGAGAGUUGGACAGCUUGGAGAGGAGACGGGCCUUCGCCCUGCAGGCCCAUGAGGCCUUUGACAAAUCUAAGAGCACAAUUUCAGUUCACCCAGGGAGUAAGGAGAACUCGGACGGCAACAACAACACCAGAGUUUUGUCCCCGGAUAGACCCGGGAGCUUUCCUCUCCCGUCUAACAAUAAGCCUAAAAUAUGGUCUUUGGCAGAGACCGCCACUAGUCCCGAUAGUUCAUCUCAGAAACCCACGUCUCCUUGUGCCCCAGCGGCCACCACUCACUCAUCAGCGCCCCACCACCAGAUUCAGACCCACCCGGCCUUCCUCCCCAGUCAUGGACUGUACACUUGCCAGAUUGGAAAGUUCCACAACUGGACAAACGGGGCUUUCCUGGGCCAGAACUCCCUGCUGAAUGUGAGGUCGUUUCUGGGAGUAAACCAGCACCAUCACCACCACCACCACAACCACCACUUGCCGGCCCAGCAGCAGCAGCAGCAGCAGCCGACUUCAGUGGUGGUGUCGCCGGUAGCAGCUGCAGCAGCACUCAGCAAUGAAAGCAAGGCCCCGCCAGAGACACACAGUCCCAAGCACAUAGACCAUGAAAACGGUGUAAGGUCUGAUUCACCUCCAACACAGACCCUGAAGUCUUCCUUUCGACCCAUCCAUGACAGAUCCUCUCUGCCUUCCAGCGCCAGGAGUCCACAAGACGCCACGCAACGGGUCCUCACUGCUCUCUCCUCGGCUUGAUCAAGACUUUUAUUUUUUCGUGCUUGAAAAAAAAAGAAAAGAAAAAUAGAAAAAAGACUUUUCACUCCCUAAAAAGGACAAUGACGAAUAAUAAUGCAGCGUAGCAUUCAGUCGGUACAGAACAAAUGGCGUAAUUUGGUAAUAUCCUGUGGAUGGAUGGAUUACUUCCUCUAUUGUUGUGUAGCCUAUAAUCGCGCCUAUAAUGUUACUCUCUCUCUCCACUUUGCCCAGGCAGGCUGGGACAUUUUGGUAGGCUUUUUACUUUGUUAUUAUUAUUAUUAUUAUUAUUAUUAUUAAUAUUAUUAUUAUUAUUUUUGUCUCUAUCUUGUGUUUUUGGUGUCCUUUCUUUAAUGUAAAUACCAAGUGAUUUAAAUUUGUAAAUAGGAAGCGUUGAAGGAAUUUGUCCAGAUCGUAUAUUUUGCCUAAUAAACUAAAUGAAAUUAUAGAGAAAACCCAA